AUGAACACAGGCGUUGUCCACAGCCGCUUUCUGUCCCAGGCCGAUGAGCUUGGCGUCGUCGCCGUAGGCUUCUCCGGUGGCCAGACCAAGGAGGGUGUCGAUGAUGGCCCAACUGUCCUUAUCGAGUCCGGUCUCCUGGAGCAGAUCAAGAACGAGCUCGGCUACAAGAUCUUCGGCGACCAGACCGUCCAGCAAUUCAAGGAGCUCAUCCCCGCCUCCGACCCCGACUUCCGCGGCAUGAAGAAGGCUCGUCAUGCCUCGGCCGUCACCCGCUCUAUUGCCGAACAGACCUACGAGCAGUCCUCCAAGGGCCGAAUGGUCCUCACCCUCGGCGGUGACCACAGCAUUGCCAUUGGCACCAUUGCCGGUACUGCCAAGGCUACCCGUGAGCGCCUCAACCGUGAGAUUGCCGUUAUCUGGGUCGAUGCUCACACCGACAUCAACACCCCCGAGAGCAGCGACAGCGGUAACAUUCACGGCAUGCCUGUGGCCUUCCUGACUGGCCUGGCCACGGAGGAGAACGAGGAGUACUUUGGCUGGGUCAAGGAGGACAUGCGCAUCAGCGUCAAGAAGAUUGUCUACAUUGGUCUGCGAUCCGUCGACCUUCCCGAGCGCCAGAUCCUCCGGGAGAACGGCAUCAAGGCCUUUAGCAUGUUUGACAUUGACCGCCACGGUAUCGGUCGCGUCAUGGAGAUGGCCCUCGCCCACAUUGGAAGCGACACCCCCAUCCACCUGUCCUUCGAUGUCGACGCCCUCGACCCCAUGUGGGCUCCCAGCACCGGCACUCCCGUCCGUGGCGGCCUGACCCUGCGCGAGGGUGACUACAUCUGCGAGAGCGUGCACCAGACCGGCAACCUAGUGGCCGUCGACCUCGUCGAGGUGAACCCCAAGCUGGCCAGCGAAGAGGCCGAGCAGACGAUCCGCGCGGGCUGCUCGCUGGUGCGGUGCGCCCUCGGUGAGACGUUGCUGUAA
Messenger RNA from Ilyonectria robusta, 972 nucleotides. RefSeq lists its product as uncharacterized. The record is from RefSeq and is a predicted model, not a curated record. Gene Ontology annotation, molecular function: arginase activity; manganese ion binding. Bases 1 to 972 code for a protein of 323 amino acids. Gene Ontology annotation, cellular component: cytosol; cytoplasm; nucleus. NCBI's taxonomy places the organism in Eukaryota, Fungi, Ascomycota, Sordariomycetes, Hypocreales, Nectriaceae. The transcript has 3 exons.